UGCGCCCCGGACUGUACACCAGAUCGGUGAGUCCACUAAGGGGUGUUAGUUUUGCUUUCUGUGGUUUAUUUCGGGCUCGCGUGUUUGCGAGCAUCGAGUUUUUGGAGACAACUUUGUGAGGAAAAGUGCAUUCUGAUGUCUUAGAGAAGAUUGAAGAGGCAUGGAAAACGUGAUUCGGCUAGUGUAGCAUACAGGCUGCGUGUACUUAGAAGACAAAGUUUGCCAUCGUUAUCCGGUCGAUCAUCCGGAGCGAGCAGGAUGACAAUGGAAGAUCGCACGGGUGGCAUCGACCGCGCCACCCCCGCGACCUCGACGCCGGUCACAACGGCACUGACGACGGCGUGCCCCGCGUCCAUCAGCGACGUCACGCCCGACGCGUCGUACCCCAUUCAACGAGCUAGCAAGCGUUCUUUCGAUGUCGCUUUCCUCGUGGCACCCGAUGAAAAUCUUGCGCGUCGUCAGAACGAAAAGUUGCGAUUGGUGAGCAGUCGAAAAGACCGUCCGCGAGAUGACGUCUCCGUUGAUAAUGUUCUGGACACUGAUAGGCUACCGCAGAAUCUCACUAUCAAGCAUUACGACAACGAUUCUGUCAGUUCAGAUAGAAGAAGAUUGCUGCAAUGUACGGAGAACUCGCUAAGUCCACCGUACGUAUCGCCUAGAACCUUAACGCCAACCUUGCCAGGACUCUCCCCGGACUCCGACGGAAGGAGAUACGCACCGACCGGUAGUCGACUUCAGAAGACCCCGAGUCCGCCUACCUUUGUUGGACAUCAGUCGAUGUUGGCCACCUGCCCGGACUCCACGGAUCCUUCGAUUUUGGCUUGCGCGAAGAUUUACGAGACUGGCAUCUCCUGCGCGACCGAUCGUCACGGCGAAUCCCGCAGUGCCUUCACAAAGGUUAGUCUGGUUGGCCAGCGGAAUGGCUUCAACGACGAUAGCCAAGCGUCGCCGAGAUCGUCGAUAUCGCCGGAUGAUCGCGCGAGUUAUCAGAGUAGCGUCAGUCCGCCGGUGGUGUCGUUGCCCGGUGCAACGAGCUACAAGUACGCACCGUUCCCCACCAAGAUGGCAUAUCCCUUUCUGGCCGUGGGCUCGGAGGCCGGUCAGACGGCGUUGUUGGAGAACCUGAAGAUCUCGCAGAUCGCUCAGCCGCCCAAGGUGCCCAGUCCGAAGGUACCCACUUUCCGACCGGAUCUCCCGCCGGUCUAUCCCAACCUUUCCUACAAUCCCAUAUCCGUAUUCCCGCCGAUGGCAGAUGCUCUGGUCAGACCGAGAUUCCUGGCUACCGCUGCCGGGGUAGCUGGUCUCCUGCCACCGUCGCUCGCCGCCCUGACUUUACCGGCGCAGAACGUCUGCGCCAAGUGCAACCUGUCGUUUCGCAUGACUUCCGAUCUAGUCUAUCACAUGCGCUCUCACCACAAGAGCGAGAACUCAGGCGAGGCAGCGAGGAGAAGGAGAGAGGAAAAGCUCAGGUGUCCCGUCUGCGACGAGAGCUUUCGCGAGAGGCACCAUCUCACUAGACACAUGACCGCCCAUCAAGACAAGGAGAGUGACGGCAUAGUUGAGCAGGUCGAGAUCAAGAGGAGAACUACCAGUGUUCACAGUAAGUGACGACGGAAACUGCCGAUCGAAGAUGAUAUUCUAACGACUGGCUAUUCUUUCGAGAACUGAAUCGAUAAAUAACAAGAAGUAGCAGGUUAUAAUGUUUUUAGUUAAUGUGAUAACGAUGAAAAUGAUGUUUGUUUAUCAUUAUUAUGUCUUAGAUUGAAAGAAAAAUUAAGGCAUUAUCUCUUGCAACAAAGAAAA
Pogonomyrmex barbatus (red harvester ant) is the source of this 1803-nucleotide messenger RNA. RefSeq lists its product as uncharacterized. The record is from RefSeq and is a predicted model, not a curated record. Gene Ontology annotation, biological process: regulation of DNA-templated transcription. Gene Ontology annotation, cellular component: nucleus. NCBI's taxonomy places the organism in Eukaryota, Metazoa, Arthropoda, Insecta, Hymenoptera, Formicidae.